This is a messenger RNA of Cuscuta campestris, 1578 nucleotides long. NCBI's taxonomy places the organism in Eukaryota, Viridiplantae, Streptophyta, Magnoliopsida, Solanales, Convolvulaceae. The record is from the annotation of a GenBank genome assembly.
CACGAAUGAAGUCGAAACACUAAACUAGCGUAGAAUAUAGGUAGAAACCGAUGUAAGGAUAUGAUUUUAUAUACAUAUAUUCACAAGCUCAAAAGCACUCACAAAAUAUGUUUAAAACCAUCCCAUAAACAUUUUCAAACAUCUAAAAGGGAUUGGAGAAGGUCAAUCAACUACACGGACACCUCUUUUUGAUGGAACCAAUUAUACAUAUUGGAAAGAACGAAUGAGAAUCUAUAUUCGUUCCACGAACUUCCAAUUAUGGUUGGUUAUCAAAAACGGGGAAGAGGUGCCGAUGAAGAAAGUCGGAGACAAGUUGAUCCCCAAGACCGAAGACGAGUUUGAUGCUGAGGACAUCAAAAAGGUCGAGAAUUAUGUAAAGGCAAUAAACAUGCUUUAUUGUGCCGUAAAUCCUGAUGACUACCGCAAGAUAUCCUGCUGCACAACCGCCAAGGAGAUGUGGGAUAAGCUCGAGGUGACGUACGAAGGAACGGACCAAGUACGUGAAGCCAAGAUCGACUUCCUCACCCAAGAGUAUGAGAUGUUCAGGAUGAAGAAGCACGAGAAGAUUGACGACAUGUUCGAUCGAUUUUCCAAAAUAGUCAACGAUCUUCAUGCAUUAAAGAAGACUUACACCGACAAGGAUCUUGUGCGAAAGAUCCUACGGAGCAUGACAUCCGAAUGGCGAUCCAAGGCCGAUGCCAUUUAUGAAUCAAUCGGCACAUCAAAUGUCACCAUCGACGGUCUAAGAGGUAAUCUAAAAACCUAUGAAUCUACUAUUCUUAACCCGUAUUUGAAUGACCAAAGGAAAGGGAUAACAUUAAAAGCCGUCAAAAAAUCAACGAUGAAUGAUUCAAGCGACGAUGAUGAAGUCAAGCUUGUCAUGAAGAAGUUUUGUAAACUUCUACGGAAGAAAGAAAAGGUUGAGGAUGGCCCUGUGUGCUAUGGAUAUGGUGAAGCCGGGCACAUCAACAACAAAUGCCCGAAAAGCGGAAGGAAUGCUCGGCACUUCAAAAGGCAAAGGGCAUAUAUCUCUUGGGGUGGCGACUCCGGCGACGAGUCAACCGAUCAAGACGAGGAUGAAACUUCCAACCUCUGUCUCAUCACGCACGAAGACCAAACCGACGAUGUACAAGAGGCCGAAACCGCCCACAUUUGGUCUUCCUUAUAUUCUCAUGAGCUUUUGUUGAGAAAGAUCAAAGAGGAAGAAAUGCGUGAAAAUCCCAAGCUUACCAACGCCUUCAAAGCUUCAAAAGACUCGUCUAGUGAAGAGUCAAGUGAAUCAAGUGAUGAUUCAAGUGACUCAAGCUCUACAGAAGAGUCGGAUGAUGAAGAAGACGAAGAGAAGGAAAUGAGAAAGAAGUAUACGGAUUUCCUCAAAUGGAAGAAGUAUGUGAAGAGGAAAGAAACGUAUAAAAAGCCAAAGAAAGAGCGGAAUAAGCCAAGGUAAAUUCUUAUCACUUAUUGGGAUAAGAUAUUAUUUUGUUUGGUUUUAGUUAUUUUUCAAAAAUAAAACCUUAUCCCAUAUGUGCUUUUAUUUGUUUUAGCCUUGGUUUGCAUGAUUAAAAUUUCUUAAAAUUC